This is a messenger RNA of Hippopotamus amphibius kiboko, 1064 nucleotides long. RefSeq names its product transcription elongation factor A like 4 (gene TCEAL4). Bases 164 to 844 code for a protein of 226 amino acids. The transcript is spliced from 3 exons. The record is from RefSeq and is a predicted model, not a curated record. NCBI's taxonomy places the organism in Eukaryota, Metazoa, Chordata, Mammalia, Artiodactyla, Hippopotamidae.
CCCUCCCUGCUGUCGGACCCGGAGCCGUCUGCGAGCCUCUAAUUGUUGCUUCACGUUCUUUCAGGUCUACGUCUCUGUUGUUCCCAGCGCUCUGCUGGGCUAGAGAAAGAGGAGGAACCUUUCCAGAAAUCCCGCAGGACAGGAAAAGGAGGGGACACUCAGCAUGGAAAAACUCUGCAGUGAAAAUGAAGGAAAGCCUGAGAACCAAGGCAAGAUGGAAAACAAAGAACAGCCACUGGAUGCGGGAAAGCCAGGGGUAGCUUGUACUAUGGAAGACAAGAAAAAGUUAGAAAACAAGGGACGGACAGAUCACAAGGAAAAGACAGAAGAUGAGAAAAUACUAAAGGAUAAGGAAAAGCCAGAGAGUGAGAUAAAGCCAAAAGAAGGAAAGCUGGAGAGCCAGGGAAAGCCAGUGAGUGAGGGAAAACCGAAAGAAGGAAAACCAGAGAGCGAGGGGAAGCCAGUAAUGGAGGGAAAGCCAGUGAACGAGGGAAAGCCAAAAGAAGAAGCUCCAGCCAGCGAACCAAGGGCUGCAGGAAAGCGCCCAGCUGGGGAUGAUGUCCCCAGGAAGGCCAAAAGAAAAACCAACAAGGGGCUGGCUCAGUGUCUCAAGGAAUACAAGGAGGCCAUACACGAUAUGCAUCUGAGCAAUGAAGAGAUGAUAAGAGAAUUUGAUGAGAUGGCCAGGGUAGAGGAUGAGGUGAAGAAAACCAGACAAAAAUUGGGGGGGUUUAUGUGGAUGCAAAAAAGUUUACAGGACCCCUUCCACCCGAGGGGCCCGCGGGAACUCAGGGGUGGCUGCAGGGCCCCACAAAGGGGCUUUGAAGACAUUCCUUUUGUGUAGUGCCCCUGGCAGGCAUUCGGAAGGCCUUGUGCUUUAUUUAACCUUGUGCUAAUACUAUGCUUUAGGUGUCUCUCUCAUUAUUCCAACUGCAGCCCUCUAUGUUUCAGUAGCAGAUUUUCAAUCCAUUGCAUGGAAAAAUGUUUAUGAUGCAUUGUAAAACUUAAAAAACAGUUUUCAGAGCCAUAUAUAUGGCAUCAGUCCAUUUUUGUAAAACUACAAA